ACCCCCGUGACGUCACUCUGAUACGUUUUUCCUCUGAGUGACAUUGCGUCAUCGCGCGUCACGCAGCUCGAGUGCACAGAUUGCGUCAGCGCCUAGCGACGGUAGAGACGCGGCGCCAUGUCUUACCGAGAUCUGCGAAACUUCACGGAGAUGAUGCGGGCCCUGGGCUACCCGCGCCUCAUCUCAAUGGAGAACUUCCGCCAGCCCAACUUCCCGCUGGUGGCCGAGGUCCUCGCGUGGCUCGUGAAGAGGUACGAGCCACAGUCGGACAUUCCUGCAGACAUUGACACGGAGCAUGAUCGAGUGUUCUUCAUCAAGGCGGUGGCCGAGUUUAUGGCCACCAAGGCGCAUGUCAAGCUGAACACCAAGCGUCUAUACCAGGCUGACGGCUACGCGGUGAAGGAGCUGCUCAAGCUGACAAGCGUGCUCUACCACGCCUCGAAUGUACACGCCAGCCAGGGGGAUCUGCCCCAGGAGGAGCCCACAUUCUCCUUCCAGUUGGGCUCACGCAUCACGGAUUUCAAGUUGUCGCGGCAACUGGCGUCGGACAUCACGAGGAAGGGAGCUGCCCUCUAUGACCUCCUGGGCAGGGAGGUGGACCUGCGAGAUUUGCGGACGAGCGCCAUCGCACGACCCCUAGAGAUGGCCGAGACGGAGAAAACCUUGCGCGCUGCCAUCAAGGGGGUGGUGGACGAAGUGGAGAAGACAAAGCGCAUGUUGGAGAACGUGGCUUCUGACGAGGCCAACCUGGACUCUAAGAUUGAAAAACGCAGAGCAGAGCUGGAGAGGAGCCACAAGAGGCUUCAGACCCUGCACACCGUCAGGCCGGCGUUCAUGGAUGAGUACGAGGCCGUGGAAGCGGAGCUGCAGGUUAACUACACCGCGUUUGUGGAGAAGUUCCGCAACCUGGCAUUCCUGGAGCAGCAGCUGAACGAGCAGCGCCGUGCGGAGCAGGAAAAGUUUGAGGAGGCAGAGAACACUCUGAAGCUGAUGCAGAGUAAGCUGAAAGAGGAAGAGAAGCGGCUGCUGAAGCACCGUGGAGAAUUCUCAGACAAUGAGGAGGACUCGGAGCUGGACAUGGUUCCAGGAAAUGAGAGCGAGGAGAGCGAAGAGGAUGUCCGGCCCAACAAGCCACGUCUCGCCCUACGGAGCCAGAACCUACGGCCUGGAUAUGGCGCUUCGCUCGUGCGAGGAACCAUGCAGGGGGGAGACACAGAGGAUGAUGAGCCUUCCCUGUUCGCCGGCAGAAAGGUACUUCGGCCCAAGGAGGGCAGCGCCCAGGAUGACAGUGGCACCAUCAGCAACAGUGAAGAGGAUGAGGAAGACGAGGGAGAUGAAGAUGACGAUGAUGUUGAGGAUAUGGGUGGUAUUGCUGGUGUGGAGCACGGCCCCCUCCGCCCCCGUGGGCGUGGAGACCCCACACCUAGGAAACCUAAUCCUCUCCCUGAGAGCGACAAUGACUUCUGAUCCCCCUCAGAGAUCAGAUGCAGCUAGACACACGAACAAAUACAAUGUUGUCUGAACGACCACCACCAGCUGACCCUGUCACAGAAGGAUGACUAUCACGUGCUCAUCCUGUCACACCCACCAUCGCCCACCCAGGUUUGGCUUCCGAGUAGCGGUGUGACCAAACACUGUUUCAUCAAUUAAUAUCCAUUUUGAAGACCUAUGCAUUUAUUCAUAUGGUAAUUUAUGCUUUUAUAUUCACUUAAAUUAUAUGCUGUUACAUUUAAGCUGAUGAAACAAACAAAACUGUACAAACGACAGAAGAAAUAAAUUAAAAGUUGAAAAAUUUGGCCAAAAUUAAUCCCUUCUUGAAAUGAAUUGUGGCCCCGAAUCGCGAAAAUUAAGUCGCUGGGGUGUGGGUGAAUCAAUGUGCCCCUCAAUCGAAUGUUCCGACGAGCACUUAGCGACUGAAACUGUGUUGUAUUAUUUGCAUUGGACUCGCUGACUGAUACUGACUUGCCGAUGUAGCAGGAUGGCUUUAGACGAGCGUGUGGCUGUAACUUACGCUCCUGGUUUAUACAACUGUUUCACAUUUUUAUUUAAAAGUGAUCCGUAAUUCAUUAAGUGGUUGAAGCAAACCUUUUGUUAUGUAUCCCAAAUUUAGGCCUCAAAUUAACCAUUUGCCUAUUUGUCUUACAUAAUGAACAUUUAAUACUCAACAAUAGCAUUCUAUAAUAUUUUGCACAAGUCAGAAGGAUUGAUCAAAAAUGAAGUGUCAGGUGAAGCUGUGCACUACCAUUCUCGUACUGUAUAAGUUAAUUAAUUACAUAAAGUAGUGACGACCGCGAAAUCCAUCUUAAUCGUUUUUAUCUUCCAGGCCAGUGGUCGCAUGCGGCCCUUUAAGGACUGCUUCGUGACGCUUUAUUAAAGAGCGUCUCUUCGUAAUCGCAUGUAUUGCUUCUCUUUAAAAACUUUUUUUUACCGAAUUAGAAACAAAUGUCUCGUCUUGUUAUUUCGGCUGCCGACCCCAAUUCGAUGCAUUGGGAUUUGUUCCUUCCAAUUUACCUAAUCGACUGCUGUGAGAAAAGUUAUUUGACUUUGUACGAAUUGAUGCAGUAAUACAAGCUCUUGUAAGCCAAGAUCGAAAUAAGAUGAUAUAAAUACUGUAUUUACUCAACCCCGCCCCACGUCUUUCCGAGAAUGGAAUUCCCCUUGCCUGUGUAACCUUCAAUGUCUUCAAUGUUUCUCUGCCUCAGAUUCUUGGCUUCACCGCUCAGAUUAUUGGGUUUCGGUUUCUUUGUUUUUCUUCGAGUUUUCAGAAAAUAUUUCACUGCUUGAACCCUC
Molecule: messenger RNA, 2790 nt
Organism: Petromyzon marinus (sea lamprey)
Lineage: Eukaryota; Metazoa; Chordata; Hyperoartia; Petromyzontiformes; Petromyzontidae
Product: clusterin-associated protein 1
Biological process (GO): cilium assembly
Cellular component (GO): intraciliary transport particle B; microtubule organizing center; cilium
Source: RefSeq, a predicted model, not a curated record